Molecule: messenger RNA, 1561 nt
Organism: Rhineura floridana
Lineage: Eukaryota; Metazoa; Chordata; Lepidosauria; Squamata; Rhineuridae
Product: ficolin-1-like
Exons: 9
Coding region: 262-1149 (295 amino acids)
Source: RefSeq, a predicted model, not a curated record
AAAGUUUAAUGUUUCUUGUGCUGGGGGAGACAAAGGGGAUAAAUUCUUUUCCAGCAUAGUUGGUCCUAAUGAUAGAGAAGAGCAGUUCAUGUUUAAUGUGCUUUUAAGAGGAAGCUGUUCCAGGAAUGGAUCCAAGUUUCCAGAGUUUGAUAUAUUUUUGCUGCUGUUCGAGGAAAACUUCCUCCUCUCAUGUGAAGAGAUAAGGUUUGUUGUUGGAGUUCUCUUUGUGAACAAGGAAAUUGGACUGGCCAGGUUUGUGAAAUGUCUCUGAACGGAUAUUCCAUGGUAGCUGAGAAGGGAUUUAUUUGCAAUUAUCCGUGCUGUUGUCUCAGCCGAUUUAAAGGUGAGAAAGGACUGCAGGGAAUCCCUGGGAAAAUCGGACCCCCGGGAUUGAAAGGAGACAAGGGUGACCCAGGCGCUCACGGGGUAAAAGGUGGUAAAGGCGAUGCAGGAGCCCCAGGGAAAAUUGGACAGAAGGAGCUGGAUGACCUCCAUUGCAAGCAGGGUGCCAGAAAUUGCAAAGAGCUGUUGGCCAAGGGGGUGCUCCUGAGCGGCUGGUACACCAUCUACCACCGGGACUGUGUGCCCCUAACGGUGCUGUGUGACAUGGAUACCGACGGAGGGGGAUGGAUUGUCUUCCAAAGGCGAGUGGACGGCUCUGUGGAUUUUUACCGGGACUGGGACUCUUACAAGAGAGGGUUUGGAAGCCAGCUCACGGAAUUCUGGCUGGGAAAUGACAACAUCAACCUGCUGACCUCCUUGGGAGAGAAUGAACUGCGCAUCGACCUCACCGAUUUCGACAACAACCACGUAUUUGCAAAGUAUGCGUCCUUCACAGUUUCGGGGGAAACGGAUCAGUACCGGCUGGCACUCGGGAGUUUCACUGAAGGCACUGCAGGUGAUUCGCUCACUGGCCACAACACCAUGCCUUUCUCCACCAAGGACAAACAGCAAGACCCUGAGAAUAAGAAAUGUGCAGAGGCAUAUAAAGGAGCCUGGUGGUACAGCAAUUGCCAUAACUCUAACCUCAAUGGGAGGUACUGGCUGGGGGCCCACAGCUCUUAUGCCGAUGGAGUUAACUGGCAAUCUGGCAAGGGGUACAACUACUCCUACAAGCGUUCAGAAAUGAAAUUCAGGCCAGUGGCCUAGCGGAGAAAAGCGAGAGAUGUGACUUCCAGAUGUGACUUUCAGCUGGACGCUCCUAGGCAUGUGGGCUCCUCCUCUUCCAUUGCACUCUGAUAUGGUCUUCAUUCCAGAUUGGCCUGCAAGAUCUGCUUUUCCUCUCCCUGUAAUAGACGUUGUUAAGUGACAGCCGCCUCCACUUGGAUGAAGCCAUGCUUUGGAAUGAAAGAGAUUAUGAACAGCUUCUGUGGAAGGCGUUUUCCAAAAUUGAGCCAUCCUUCUGCAUCACCAGUCAUCGCUUGAUGUCUUGGCUUACAUCCAUGUAACGUAUGCCAAACAGUAGGCAGAACCUCCCCCCCCCCAAGCUAUAUCAGUGAAACCUUAUGAAGUUGUACAACAGUGUACCAAGAGAAUUGUGAAAUAAAGGUUUCCCCCCUAA